UCCUACUUCCUGGUCAUGAACAACACGUGCAAAGAGGUGGAAGUGCACCGCAUGUCCGACUCCGGACUCCUCCUCUCUGUCGACCACUCGUCGCACACGACGUAUAUGAAGGAAGAGGUGGACAGGUAUCGCGUAACCAUUGGCAACCGGACGUGCGUUUUCGACAAAGAGAACGACCCCACGAUUCUGCGCUCGCCCUCUACCGGCAAACUCCUGCAGUUCCUCGUGGAGGACGGGACUCACGUGUACUCGGGUCAGGCGUUCGCCGAGAUCGAGGUCAUGAAGAUGGUCAUGACUCUGACCACUCAGGAGUCGGGAGUCGUGCAGCACGUGAAGCGGUCGGGCGCUGUUCUGGAAGCCGGAUCCAUUCUGGCGCGACUCGAACUCGACGACCCGACGCGUGUCCAUCGCGCGGAACUCUUCACUUUCGGCUUCGACUCUCUCGACGACGAAUACCACUCGGAGGACGCGAUGGCGGCCAUCGACGGCCACGUGAGCCCUUCGGAGACGAAACUGAACGCCACGUUCACGACAGCUAAAGUGCAUUUGGAGAACAUUCUGGCGGGUUAUGGCCUCCCGGAGCCCUUCUUCUCCCAAAACAUGAAUCUCUACGUCGAGCAGUUCAUGGAGUGUCUGCGCGAUCCGCGACUUCCGCUCCUCGAACUGCAAGACAUCAUUUCGUCGACUUCCGGUCGAAUCCCGGCGCAGGUCGAGAAGUCGAUCCGCAAACUCAUGAACAACUACUCGAGUAAGUGGUGUCUAAGAAAGUCUAUCUGUUGA
Molecule: messenger RNA, 780 nt
Organism: Oppiella nova
Lineage: Eukaryota; Metazoa; Arthropoda; Arachnida; Sarcoptiformes; Oppiidae
Source: the annotation of a GenBank genome assembly